Lodderomyces elongisporus is the source of this 2811-nucleotide messenger RNA. RefSeq names its product transcription factor (gene MBP1). Gene Ontology annotation, molecular function: transcription regulator activity; protein binding; DNA binding. The transcript has a single exon. Gene Ontology annotation, cellular component: MBF transcription complex; SBF transcription complex. The record is from RefSeq and is a predicted model, not a curated record. The coding region runs from base 1 to 2811 and encodes 936 amino acids. NCBI's taxonomy places the organism in Eukaryota, Fungi, Ascomycota, Pichiomycetes, Serinales, Debaryomycetaceae.
AUGGCAGAAAAUACUCAGAUAUACUCAGCCAAAUACUCCAAUGUUCCAGUGUUUGAAUUUGUCACCCUGGAGGGCCCCAUAAUGCGACGGAAACUGGACUCUUGGAUAAAUGCAACGCAUAUACUUAAGAUUGCCAAAUUACCAAAGGCAAAGAGAACAAGGAUCUUGGAGAAGGAUGUACAAACCGGAAUCCACGAGAAAGUGCAGGGAGGAUAUGGUAAGUAUCAGGGAACUUAUGUCCCAUUAGAAUUGGGUGAGAUCAUUGCAAGAAACUAUGAUGUCUACGAGGUAUUAAAACCUAUAUUUCAAUUUCGAUAUGUGGAAGGGGAAACAGAAACUCCACCUCCAGCACCAAAGCACAAUCAUGCAAGUGCAUUGAAUAUAGAGAAACGACAAGCAAUGUUGAGUCGGCGAGAUCCACUUUUGAAGCAGCAGCGCUCAAGAACAACUCCAGCAACAACCUCGACCCAACCAAAAUUAAAGAGGUCUGCUACUGCUGCUGCUGCUACAGGAAGUAAAGAAAAUAGGGACGAGCCAAAGAAACGCGGUCGACCCAAGGGCUCCACUUUGAGCUCAACACCAAGCUUGAAACACUCAGACACGGUGCCAAUAUCUCAAGGAUACAGUAAUGGAAGAAAUUCAUUUGCCGGUGGUGUUAUGCCGGCAAUAUCAAGACAGAAUACGGAACAUGAUGCAGUGCAAAUGAUGGCAUCUAAUAUGAAUUUGAGACAGGAUGAUUUAAGAUCAGUGGGUACAGAUGAAGAUAUUGAUGACGAAAAAAUGGAAGCUGGGGAUGGAAACGGCAAUAUGAAUGAUGCUGGUACAAGGGCAACACGGAUGGGCGUUAGUGAAUACGAUACUCAAGCUGACCUCCUCACUAGUAAAGAAUUAUUUGGUGUUUCACGAAACACGCAAGAGAAGAAUCUACAAAACUUACAAAGAGGUCACCAGCUACAACAAUAUCCCAAUGAGUUACCGUUGCUGCGAUACCAUCAACCGAGCAUCAAUUUAUCGCAAGAAAAUCAAGUUCACAAUGAGUACUUUGCCAAUUUGUUAUCUUAUUUUCUUGAGGACGAUAAAUUGAAAUUGGAUAGAAUCCCAGAGAAGUUCUUGACACCACCUGAACCAAUAGCCAAAAUUCACAUCAACCAGGCAAUUGAUAACGACAGCAAUACGAUUUUCCACUGGGCGUGCUCUUUGGGUAAUCUCACCAUGAUCAAGUUUUUGAUUGAUAAGUUUAAGAGUGAAAUCACUUUUGAUAUUCGAAAUAAUUAUGGAGAAACACCUCUAAUGUUCCUUGUCAAAUUCAACAACUGUUACCAAUUGGGUGCAUUUGAAGAAAUCCUGGAUAUCUUAUAUAACUCAUUGAUUUACGUUGAUGCCAAUGGCAAAACAGUAUUACACCAUAUUGUUGAAAAUAAAAAGGAACGAGUUGCAGCAUACUAUUUGGAAGUGUUGUUGGGAAAAUUGGUUAAAGGAGAUGUUAAGGAGUUAACAACACUAAUAAACCAUGGAGAUUCUCAAGGGAACACAGCGGUUCAUAUUGCUGCAUUCAAUAUGAACACCAAGCUCAUAAAUAUUUUUUUAAAUUACCACAAAUUUAUUGAUUUUAAAAUCAGAAAUCUUGUUUCAUGCACAGUUGAAGAUUACUUGGCGUCGCACAACUUUGUUCUUCGACUCGACCACGGCGUCGAACAAGAUGAAACAGAAGCAACGGUAAAAAGCGAGACCGCCACAACAAUCAAUGUCAACGAUAGAGAAGGAGCUGAUAUUGGUAUAGGUAUCGGUAAUGGUGAUGAUGUCGAAGGUAUUGAUGAAGAUGUUGAUGUUGUCGUUGUUGCAGAUGAUCAUUACAAUCCUUUACGCACGCAUUCAAUGAAUGUUCACAAUUCCAAACUUGCUCUUAAGUUGAUAGGUAAUGCCGCUAACGAGAUCACUGAAAAGAUGACUCAGCUAUCAUACUUUGUCAACCAAGAUCUAAGUGACAAAGAUGAGCUCAUGUUGAAUUACUACAAGAUCCUUCAGCGAGCAAAUGAAAUCAAGCUUUCUUCGCAACGUGAGAUUUUAUCAUUAUUCAAAUUGGAACACUUGAUUGACGAUUUGGAAGAAGGUUCCCCACAAAAGAUUGUCAAAACUGAGAGUCUGUUUAGUCAGGAGUCUACUUCAGUUGAAAAUGUUGUUGAUGGGUACAAUCUCAUACAGGAAAAAACUCGGAUUUUGCAGGAAGAGAUUUAUCGUUUAACCAAUGACUUGACAUUCCAGAUUCUUCAUAAGGGCGAGGAGUUGUUUCAAAUACUUCGAAAGUAUAAGAAUUUACGUGAGUUUAAUUAUGCGCGGGAUUUGGAAAUAAUAGCUACAAAUUUAGCUAAUGGCAACAACUUCAGUAGCAGCAGCGGCAGCAGCAGCGGCAGCAGCAGCAGCAAGAACACUGGUAAUAACGAUUGUAGAGAUGAGCCUAACUUUAUUAAUGAAUCAUUGCCAGAUGAUCAAUUUGAGCUUGCAAAGUUGCUACAAUUGGAAAUUAUAAAGAAGAAGGAAUUAAUGAAGAAAAUUAUGGCAGAAACUAGUCAUGUACCAUUACCAAUGCAGUCAACUUCAACUUCAAUAUCACCAUUAUUAACAUCGGGCUCACCAGCAAAUGGCUCUUUAGAAGAACGCAAAGACAAAUCAAUUAUUAAAAAAUACGCUGCCGAUCAGGAAAAUCUCUUGAUCAAGUAUUGUAAAUUGAUUUCACUAAGUUGUGGUAUGGAAUUUGACGAGAUUGAAAAUAGCAUAGAUUUGAUUGAGGAAAGUUUACUGACCCGAUCAUAA